CACUGUUAAUGUUGUUAAAGCUAACCUAAAUAUGUGGCGGUAAAUAGAUUUUGUUAAGAAUUAUUCAUCUUAUUGUGCAGUCAUUGUUGUAAGGUGUUAUAAAUCAUUAUUCACAUCAUGACUACCGCCACAGUUUGCUACUGGAAGCAACUUUGGAGAUGGACAACAUCAAAUAGCUUAUCGAGUGAGGAACUGACAGCUGUGUUGCACAAAAAGGAGAUAAUCGACGCACUACGAGAGGGCCUAGCAAGUUACAAACCUUGGAAGAAAGAAGGUUAUGCACAGCUGCAAACAAAACAUGCUGAUCAAACUUCACUUCUGAAUGUCGUGCACACGUUACAGAAUUAUAUGGAUGUAGAUUGUUUUCAAAUAUGGGAAAUACUAAAGCACUAUCUCUGUGACAUAUCUUACGGCACAACAGCAAACGCUCUUAAGAAUGUUGCAUUUGUGGACACUCGCCCCACUUUUCUACUGCCCAACAUAUGGAACUUCUAUUAUGCAGAGAGACUUUUCCUACUCAAGUUGUUGCAGUAUAUAUUGCAACACAAAGAUGAUAGAAGCCACAAAUAUCAAGCACAAUUCAGUAAAAUAAUCAAUGACAUAGGAUUGGAUAAGUUGAGGGAAUCUUUAAUAGACCAGUUUGAGAAGGUUUUGUAUACGGCCCCGCCUCCAAGAAGAAUACAUAAUGAAUUUUCCAGUGACACGGUUAGGCAAGAAUGGGCGGAGUUCAAACUGCGAGAGAAGGUUGCCUUAUUACAGAACAUACUGCUGUUGGCUGUUGAAAAGCCAUUUACUGAUGCAGAUUUUAUAAAACUGUUUUCACUGUAUAAGAAACAUAAUUUUGGGAAGAAUUUGGGAUACAAUGAGUUGUUGGAGCAAGAGCACAAGGAGCUCUGCAUGAGACUGAUGUAUCUGGAGACUUGUAUUUUCAUGGUGAUGCUUGCCAAGGUUGACAAAAGCCAAGACAAGUUGCCUGCAUGGAUUAACAAAACAAAAGAAGUAGUAGAAUCUGAACUCAGACAACUGCAACUUAGUCCGGAGCACAGCCCUAUGCUAAUGGCCUGGAUGUUACUCUUAUUGCAGAGCAAUGAACAUGCAAAACUGUUUGAAAGCCAAUAUCACCACUUUGGUGCAACUGCCCUCAAAAUGCGGCUAUUUGAGUUUCUUCAUGCAAUGCUAAGCAGCCCUGUGUUUUCUGAUAGAUCUCCAUGCGCCUCGCUAGCCCGUAGCUACACCUUUCGCUUCCUCAACGAGCUAUGCGACCGCUUCGACGGUGACGGCACCAUCAGCAACCAGCCCGGGGUCAUGCCACUUUGCUCCCUAUUGCUAGAGACAGAAGAACUAUCCACUGAGUUCUGGAAGCUGACGCAGAAGGAAGAGGGGAAUGGUGUUGUGUCGCUAUGGAAUACGGCACUGGAGUUUUUCCCUCAUAAUUUUAGCUCGUUGAGCGUGCUGUCAGCUGGACUGGCGAAGGGUGGGGUGAAUAGUGUAAGAAAUCUCGUAGCCGAACUGAAAAGCCUACCAGUCUACACCGAAAUCUUCAAUCCCAACACAGUCCCAAUAAUGGCUAUGAACUCCGAAGAGGCCGUCAUAGGCCGCGACCACUACCCACUAGGCGGCCCAACCUAUCGCAUCGAGGCCGGAUCUAAAGCCACUAUCAUGGAGAGAAAAGAAGGCACUAUGAUACAUUACAGAACUCCUUAUAGCUACUGGACUGUGUUGAAUAAAGUAAUCGAACAAGCGUUGGACAGAAAAGGACAUCAUCAACAUGAUAUUAGUAUGACGUUGCAAAGAGUUUACGAAGGCACUAAGGUUUUGAAAAGAGUGUUAAAAGCUUUAGUGGAGUAUAAAGAGAUUCCGAAGAUGUUAGUAGAGCCGAGUGAAGGUGUUUUUGAUGUGCUAGUGCGGUUUAUGAAGGCGGAAACGCCGCCAUUGUCGUUGUUGGUGGAGUGUUUGGAGACGUGUACGGCGUUGAUACCAUUGUUCCCUAAAGAGAUUCAUAUGCGGCUGAUAAACACUGGUCUUCUUCCACGCAUAAUAAACCGCCAAUUGUCCCCUGCUCGAUACGCAGCCGGUGAAGGUCUGGAUUCGGCCGCUGCGGGCGCCUACCUCGUCACUCUAGAGCAGCCCAGUGGCUCCUACAGCUUCUUGAAGGCCUACAUUGAGAUGCUGUGCACAUUCCACGAGAUGUGCGACGACGAACGCAUCUCCUCCGAAAUCAUCCUCCCCGGCGUCGUCCUGAUCCUCCGCGAAGUGUUCCCCAGCGUUACCGAGUGGCGUUACAGUAACGCGCGGGAACGCCGUUCGCUCUUGCACCUGUGCUCCAAGUUCCUCAAUCUGUUGCUGCAACAGACCAACCGCAGUGUGGCCAAGGAUACCUGUGUGUUUAGUUUGUUGUAUACAGAGAACGCAUUGGAGCUCCUGAAGAUUGUUUCAAUUGGUAACAGCCAACUUGAGCGCAUGAUGCACGGUGAAACGAACUGGACGAGCGGCGAAUGUACACAACACGUAACCACCGUCCAACGCUGCGUCGCCAUCAUCAUGUUCGCGCUACGGCUCAAAUCAACCGUCACAUCCGCGAGCGAAGUGACACCCCUAGAGCAUUUAGUGUUCGCUCAGAACACACAGAAGGGCGCUCUGAGAGUCGUCCCUAGGGUUGCCAGUUACAUAAACCAUGCGUUUAAUAAGAGCCUGCCGGUAUUGGCUUUUCGGUUGUUGAAGAAGUUUGCUCAUGGCUUCCAAAUGUCCCUGUUCGCCGCUCUCGACAUGACGGCGCACCAGGUCCGCGUCAUGUUCCUCGACCGCCUCAGCGACAAGCACGAGACCACCGAGCUUAAGGUCGCCAUCCUGGAGUUCGUGACCACCUGCAUCGCCAACCAGCCCGGCUUGACCGAGGCCUUCUUCAAUAUUAGCCAUGAGAAGAUGGAUACGACUGGCAAGGAUGACAAAGUUCAGAUUAAGCAGGAUGAAAGCGUGGAGGGCGUUUUGAGUUACAUGGCGGAUUAUCUUGGGACUGUUAAGGCUGAUCCAAAACUACUCGACAGCCCAUUGCUAUCAUGUAUCAUGGGCCUAUUCCAUGCUCUGUGGAAAAACAACAUGCAAAUCCUAAUAAAGAAACUACGCGAAAACCCAAAAUUCUGGGAACACAUGACCAGCCCACUGUUCAGUGAAAUUCAACCCGGGCUCAACACUUACGCGCAAAUAUUCAACGUUCUCGGCAUAGAGCUGUUUGUCUCGCGAGAAAAAUAUGAGUCUGGUUUCAAGGACAUGCUCGAAAAGUUCUUCGAUACGAGCAAUAAUUAUCUGGAUACGUGGAUUGGCUACAUUUUCUCGUUCAAAUGUAGGACUGAGGGUGAGCAAAUGGUCGAUAGAGUACCAGUUUGGCUGGGACUCUUGACGUCUUGGAAAGAUUUCACCACCAUCUUCUGUAAAUGUCUGCCUUUUAGUUUAAAUAUCGCGCAUAAAGCUAAAAUGGUUGCCCCCUGCAUGACAGCACUCUUGAACGAACUUGACGAACUUAAAGAUGGAAGACUCGUUGUUAUAUUAGCGGAGUUGUAUGUCAUCAUGCUUGCAAAUUGGAAGGAAGAUUGCUUUGAAAACCGAAAGGCGAGCGCUAAGCAGAUAGAUAACUUGCUCACUAAUACAGCAAUAGUGUACGAAUGUCUUCAUCCUCGGGCCGUUCGCGCUAUUUUGUCCAUAGGAACUGUUGCGAUUAGUACCUUAGAUUAUGAGAUCAAAGGCAACAGUGACAUAGCGCAAAGCGUCAUCAGAUCCGUAACUAACAUAAACAGUUUGGAGCUGGAGAAACUAUUCAAUGAUAUGAAAGAAGAAUCGGCGCCUAAACUAAAGGAAAAGAGUGAGGAAAUCCCUACUGUUGUACUCUCUUUAGCCAUGCUCGAGCAAUGCUUAGAACUUUACGACAAUAUGUCAGUUGGUCUCCCGCAAUGGUUCCAAUCCACAAGAUUCAUCAACAAACUGCUUUGCUGCCUUCAAAACUGCUUACACAAUCGCAGGCACUACCACACUUGUUUAGCCGCUUUACGAUGCUUAACAGCAUACGCGAGAGGACCUUUCGCUAAUGAACUACUAAUGAGUGAUGUCGACCAAUUCCUAUGGCUGAAAUUACUUCCUCCUAAAUUCGAGAACGGGUCAUGGAAACCCGAGGAGUGGUGGCGUGUAUACGGACACAGUUUGGACUUUAUUUCCAUGAUGGUAAUGAAGCAUGGUCAGUUCUUCGCCGGGGAUGCUAUAACCUUCGUGGGCGUACACUUGGAGCAUUUAGUAGAAGCCGUGUUGCUUCCUCGGCAGUUUGUGAAUUUGGAUGCGCUAAAUUUGUGCGCUUCGUCCCUGAACCUGGUGGUGCAACUGGUUAAAUACGAGUCGAGGUGGCGUAUAGAGAAUAUCAACUCUAUGAUGGCUAUUAUGAGGAGUAUAAGCGCGUGUCUGUACCAGUGCGUCACGCUUAUCCUCCGUUCCCGCCGCUCCUCCGACCCGGCGCUGCCGCCGCUGGACGAGAACCAGCAGUCGCCGACCAUCCUACACAGGAUCCUGGAGAUCCUUCACAUGGCGACCCUAUGCCUGCACUCGUUCAGCCCAUCGCUGCUAGCCCUGCUGGCCGCGCCCGUGGACGUGGAGCGCUGGCAGCCGCUAGUGGAGCUCCACUUCGGCGCGCCCAAGAUCUCGUACGAGCCGUGCCCGCAGCUCACCUUCGGCACGCUGCUGGCGGCCGUGUGCAUGUUGACGAGGUCGCUCAAUCAUGCGUACCACAGUGAGGAGUCAAGCGUCGCGCGCUCCCCGCGCGGGCGGCGGCGCGCCUGCUCCUGCAGCCCGGGCGAGCCGCGCCGCGCCAACCGCAGCGAGUCCCUCACCAGCAUCUCGUCGCAGACCAGCGUGGGCCCGCUGCUCAACGACAGGCUGGUCGCCGGCGCGCUGGAGGCCACCGCAACGCUUGCCGCUUCACAGGCGCUCCUAGUAGUCCGCGACCCUAACGUGCCGUCCCGGCACAAGCAGCACGUCCGCCGCGAGCUCGCCUCCGAACUCGCGCUAUUCCACGACUUCGUCCGCAAACGCAUCCUCUGCGGCGCCCACGCCCGCUCGCACCUCGCGCGCAACCACCUCGGCGCGUGGCCGCUACCCGCCAACGAGGAAGAGUUCAAGAGAAUCCAAGAAGUCCAGCGGGAAAGAAACCCGACCAUGGACGAGGAAUCCCUCCCCCCUCCACCACCCCCCAAGCGCGCCUCUCAAGACUCCAUGCGUGAAUAUAUUUUAAGAAAACAUUACUUAGACAAAUGCGCUCAAACACCUACUAAGGAACCUUCCCCCGUCUCACACUCCACUCCCGCCCCUGACAAGAAGAAAGAAGUCUCCAGAAGCUCGAAACGAGUGUCCUGGGCGGAAACAACAACAAGCGACGAAAGCCUAGAAACGUCGCUAGAAGCAAUCGAAUCGGUGUAUUCUAAUCUCACAGACGUACAGAUCAAUAACGAUGAGGAUUAUUUCCAUUUUAUGUCAGUUGUUUUCCUUUACAUUUGCCAGAAUGAAUUGUAAUGUGAAUUGUGUUUAGUAUUCUUUUAUUGUAUUUUUAUCAAUUAAACAACCCCUUUUUGACUAUC
Messenger RNA from Cydia strobilella, 5612 nucleotides. RefSeq names its product nucleoporin Nup188 (gene Nup188). The record is from RefSeq and is a predicted model, not a curated record. NCBI's taxonomy places the organism in Eukaryota, Metazoa, Arthropoda, Insecta, Lepidoptera, Tortricidae. Gene Ontology annotation, cellular component: nuclear pore inner ring. The transcript has 16 exons. Gene Ontology annotation, biological process: RNA export from nucleus; protein import into nucleus. Bases 118 to 5547 code for a protein of 1809 amino acids. Gene Ontology annotation, molecular function: structural constituent of nuclear pore.